Messenger RNA from Coregonus sp. 'balchen', 6942 nucleotides. The record is from the annotation of a GenBank genome assembly. NCBI's taxonomy places the organism in Eukaryota, Metazoa, Chordata, Actinopteri, Salmoniformes, Salmonidae.
CUGACAUCAUGGAGACACUGAUAUGGCAAUGCUACUCUUGGAAACGUUCUAGUCUGUUUCAGACGGACAGUCUAAGUAACAUCAUGUCGUUGAGCUGGUCAGCAAAAGACCACAAGAGUUAUACAAAUCCACCCUCCAACCCAACCCAAGGGCUGAAGCGGCCACGGAAUGACACAGGGAACAAAGUGACAGUGGUGCUCGGUGCGCAAUGGGGAGAUGAAGGCAAAGGAAAAGUCGUCGAUUUACUGGCGACUGAGUCUGACCUUGUUUGCAGAUGUCAGGUAAUAUCGUGUGUAUAUAAUACGAUAUUAAUGUAACCUUGACAUGCUUGAACUGACAAAAGUUAUGUCAUUGAAUUAUAACGCAUGGUUGGUUGCUGUGAAAUUCAUGAUGCGUCUUUAGAAAAGUAAUGUUCCAACAUAUCGGAAUCGGUGACUGUCACUGUACUGUACUACAGUGUGACAGGUGUGGGGCAGGCAUUGGAAAAAGCUUGAAAUAGCUUACUGUAAAAAAUAAAAAUCAGUCAAGAGUAAUGCAUAUUUUUUGGCACCUAAAUGUUUCAUGUGAUGUCCUCAGUAGGCUAUAAGGGAAUUUUGGUUAAAUCUUGUUUUCUAUUUUAUCAAUGCGGGAAAUUAGUUUAAAUAUUAUUUUAAAGAAUUAAAACAUUUAUUUAGAAAACUGGGUGCUAUUACCAGUUCUUCAACUUCAACACAUUUUGAAUGAUUGACUGGACUAGAGUUUAAAUGAAACUAUUAACUGGAUAUUUGUCCUUCUUUAGACUUACAUGAUCAUUAAGAACUUGAAAGCAUAUUCUCUCAAUGGGGGAUCCAUACCUCACAUCACCUAACUGUACAUUUUCUCUAUCUGACCUAUAGUGAACUGCUAAAAUAGACCAUAGUACCAACAAUAGGGCAAAACGCUAACUAUUUCUUACAAAUUAAAGUCUAAAAUCACACAGUACUGACAGGGAAAGGUAGCAUAUAUUGAUCACACUUGGAUCAAUACUCUUGGAACCCUUUUUGGUUCCAGGUAGAACUCUUUUGGGUUCCAUGUAGAACCCUCAGUGGAAAGGGUUCUAAAUGGAACCCAAAAGGGUUCUACCUGGAAUCAAAAGGGGUUCUUCAAAGGGUUCUCCUAUGGGGACAGCCGAAUAACCCUUUUUGGUUCUAUAUAGCACCUUUUCUCCUACGAGACUAACCUGAAUGAAAAUGAUGUCAAUAAUCAAGCAAAUGUAUUUUAUAAAGCAUUUUUUACACCAGCAGUUGUCACAAAGUGCUUAUACAUAUACCCAGCCUAAAAACCCAAAUAGUAAGCGAUGCAUAUGUAGAAGCACAGUGGCUAGGAAAAACUCCCUAGAAAGGCAGGAACCUAAGAAGAAACCUAGAGAGGAUCCAGGUUUUGAGGGGUGGCGAGAGAGACACUCAUAGACAAAGUUUCUCUUUGGCCAGCAAGGAAAAACAAAACUUGCUCAGAAGUCAUAUCUUGGGACACUCACAUUGUAAAGGCCAUUACACAGUUGUGUUGUACUCUCCAUUGACAGCAAGUCACAUCACUGAGCACUCUAUGUACUCCUUCAGCCAGCCCCACCCACUGCUGGUGCAGGGUCACAGUCCCAGGGUGACUUGACAUGUGAGAAGGUCUUAGCCAGGGGGCAAGGAGUGGAGGGUCUGGCAGCCAAAUCUGUUUAAAUAGUUGGAAGGGGGGUAGCUUGGUGACAGGGGAGGGGGCUUAGACUCUAUUAUCCACUGAUUAAAAUAAGAUUAUGCAUUUGCUCUGGAUGUAUGGCCAGUGGGUGUCCUGACUGUUUUAUGUCCACAUUUUGCUAUCCCUUUACAAGUAACAGCCAUUAAUCAAAUCAAUAACUGUCCUUUGGUGAUUUCAUGCCACUAGACUUUAUGGCUGGAUUGCCAAACAGUCUUGUUUUGAUCUUCCAGGGCGGUAACAAUGCAGGCCAUACAGUGGUAGUGGAAGGUACAGAGUAUGACUUCCACCUUCUCCCCAGUGGCAUUAUCAACCCCAAAAGCAUAUGUGUCAUUGGUGAGUAUUUCUCUCUUUAUCACCAUUUCCACUGACCCCAAUGGGUAACUGUCUAUAUGUGCUCAUUUAUCCAGCAUAUGGUCCAAUGUAGGUAAUGGCGUAGUCAUACACCUACCAGGCUUGUUUGAGGAGGCAGAGAAGAAUGAGAAGAAAGGUAAAUCAAGUAUUUUUUAGAAUAACAGUCAAUACUGUAGUUGUCAAGUUUGAGGAAACCAUUACAGUAUAGUUUUUUUUCUCCAUUCUCUGACCAGGUCUCAAAGGCUGGGAGAAGAGACUAAUUGUCUCUGACAGAGCUCACCUUGGUAUGUUUGCAUUUUUCUGGUUUCACAAAUUAAGCGAAGAUAUAUACAUUAUGUGCUAUUUUAGUAGUGUGUGUUUGUUUAUCUGCAUAAUGUACAGUGGGGGAAAAAAGUAUUUAGUCAGCCACCAAUUGUGCAAGUUCUCCCAUUUAUUAGGAAAUCUUACAUUUCCUAAUAAUUGCUCCCACAGUUGAUUUCUUCAAACCAAGCUGCUUACCUAUUGCAGAUUCAGUCUUCCCAGCCUGGUGCAGGUCUACAAUCUUGUUUCUGGUGUCCUUUGACAGCUCUUUGGUCUUGGCCAUAGUGGAGUUUGGAGUGUGACUGUUUGAGGUUGUGGACAUGUGUCUUUUAUACUGAUAACAAGUUCAAACAGGUGCCCUUAAUACAGGUAACGAGUGGAGGACAGAGGAGCCUCUUAAAGAAGAAGUUAGUCUGUGAGAGCCAGAAAUCUUGCUUGUUUGUAGGUGACCAAAUACUUAUUUUCCACCAUAAUUUGCAAAUAAAUUCAUAACAAAUCCUACAAUGUGAUUUUCUGGAUUUUUUUCCCUCAAUUUGUCUGUCAUAGUUGACGUGUACCUAUGAUGAAAAUUACAGGCCUCUCUCAUCUUUUUAAGUGGGAGAACUUGCACAAUUGGUGGCUGACUAAAUACUUUUUUCCCCCACUGUAUAUCUUUGUAUUGUGCUUAGAGAAAGGUUGACAUUUAUUUUGCUUUGAUCUUUCGACAGUGUUUGAUUUCCACCAGGUUGUGGAUGGAAUUCAGGAGACCCAGCGACAAGCAACAGAGGGAAAGAUGUAAGGGUAGGGAAGGCAAUGGUUUCUUACAUAGGGUAAGGGAAUACAAUGGGUCACUGUCAAUAGAGACUUCAGUCAAGCAGAAGGUAGCCUAGCGGCUAGAGCGUUGGGCCAGUAACCGAAAGGUCGCUAGUUGAAUCCCGAGCCGUCAAGGUGAAAAAUCUGCCGAUGUGCCCUUGAGCAAGGCAUUUAACCCUGAUUUCUCCAGGGUUGCCAUUGAUAAUGGCUGACUCUGGCCGUGACCCCAAUCUCAGGGGGAGUUGGGAUAUGCAAAAAACACAUUUCCAAUUCACACAUGCAUAUUAAUAGUAGGACAAAUAUAAGCACCCACUAAAAAAAUCACUUCCACAUCUGAUGAAAAAUUGCAGAUUCUACUUUGUAAUCCCCUCAGCUAAAACAGGUGUUUUUCCUCAUGACAGUAUUGGAACGACCAAGAAAGGCAUUGGACCCACCUAUACCAGCAAAGCAUCUCGCAUUGGACUGCGUGUCUGUGACCUGCUGGGAGACUUCAAAGAGUUCUCUACCAAGUAUGCUUACUGACAGACAGGACACAAUAUACAUUUUAGUCAUUUAGCAGACGGUCUUAUCCAGAGCGACUUACAGUUAGUGAGUGCAUACAUUUUCAUACUUUUUCAUACUGGUCCCCUGUGGGAAUCGAACCCACAACCCUGGCGUUGCAAGCACCAUGCUCUACCAACUGAGCUACACGGGACCAUAUACACAUUUAAACCUCACAUACAACAAACAUUUUUAGAGUCCAACAGUACAUGAUUGUGGCUCUUUUGAGACUUUGCUCUUGAACUAAAUUGACCCACUAAAGUGAACAGUAAUAGAGAUUGAGAUGAUUUGGGGGUUUCUUUCAGAUUCAAGAACCUUGUCGCGCAGUACCAGUCCAUGUACUCAUCCCUGACAGUUGAUACUGAAACUCAGCUGAAAAAAUUGAAGGUAUUUGGUAAAUCUCCUCUGAAUGAAUAGUCAUGGGCUAUGGAUAUAUUAGACCUAUACAACUUUUUUUGUCUUGUAUUGUGCAGGAGUAUGGAGAGAGGUUGCGGCCGAUGGUGCGAGAUGGAGUCUAUUACAUGUAUGAGGCUCUUCAUGGACCCCCAAAGAAAAUUCUGGUGGAAGGGGCCAAUGCUGCCCUCCUCGACAUUGACUUUGGUAAGAAAUAUCAUAGUCCCAUUGAGGAUUGUGCCAAUGAUGAGAUAGACAGGAAAGUUUGAUGGUUAAAUGGACAACUCAUCUGUAUGUAAGUUUAAUUCCCACUUUCUCUCUUCCCUUUAGGCACAUAUCCUUUUGUGACCUCAUCAAACUGCACCGUUGGUGGGGCAUGCACUGGUCUUGGCAUCCCUCCCCUGAAUAUUGGUGAAGUGUAUGGUGUAUCAAAGGCCUACACCACCAGGGUAGGCAUUGGCGCCUUCCCCACAGAACAGCUCAAUGUAAGAUCUCUUUCAUCUAUCUGGACAUUUCUGACUCUUGCCUUACUCUCAAUAAGGAGAUGCUACUGUAACGAUUAAAGGGGAACAGCCAGAGCAAGACUUGAACCAGUGACCUUGAGUGAGAGUGUGCACUAUCACCUGUGCCAUAAAGGUGAAGGCCUCUUAGCAGAGGUUAUACUGCAUUUUGUAGUUUGAUAUUUACAGUGCCUAAGUCACUCUCUUGCAGUUUGUUUAGACAUGUUGUUUUCUUUUGAGGUACAAGUAGAGUUGGAUAUGUAUAGUAAGCCUAGUGUUUAAGAUCACAUGACCCUCACACAUGUAGGAAGCCUGUUCUCAAAAUGCACUGCCUGUGUGGCCAGCUGUCAGAUUGUGUGAGAGGCCUGUUAAAACACACUUUAGCUCUCCUGCUGAUCACAUGUUCAGGGCCUAAAUUUAGGGUAGAGAGUCAGGGUUCAAUAUAGAUUUACUGUCUGGUCUGGGGUUAUGUUACCUAACAUGAGAACUGUCCAUGGGGCUGCUGUUCAACAUGUUUUAGCUUGAUCCCUCACUCCAACUGUAAAUCUAUUGGUUUACUAAGCAUUUUAUAACAUUUUAUUAAUAAAAAACAUUAAGAUUAGUACCCAACAUUGAAUAUUGAUUAAUCAAGUGAUCUAUUCUAGAUAACUGAGUGUGUUUUGUGCAGGCGACAGGUGAGCUGCUGCAGACGAGAGGUCAUGAGGUGGGCGUGACCACAGGCAGGAAGCGUCGUUGUGGCUGGCUGGACCUGGUCAUCCUGAGAUACGCCCACAUGAUCAAUGGCUUCACUGCGUGAGUGGAUAGGACUGAAAGGCAGGCGGCCAAACCUUACUCUUUUUGAAUAUCUGCCCAUAUUUAAAUUUUUAUCUGACAGGUUCAAUGUACUGUCUCUGCCUGUGACUGCUAGUCUGAAUGUAAUUAAUGUAGUAGUUUUCCUCUCUUUUCUCAAAUGUGUUAAACAAAUAACAUUGUUUCCUAACAGCAUUGCUUUGACAAAACUUGACAUCCUUGAUGUGCUGGAUGAGAUCAAAGUAGGAGUGUCCUACAAAAUCAAUGGCAAAAUAAUUCCCCAUUUCCCAGGUAUGCUCUCUAAAUUCAACUUUAUUGAUUGAUUAAAAAGUAGGCCUACUUGUACCACACUAGGCCUACACUGUAAAAGAGACAUUAGUAUUAUCUCUACAAACAUUUGAUUUCUCCUCUGAUUAAUAAUUAUCUUCAACCUUCAUUCACAUAGCUAACAUGGAGCUGUUGCACAAAGUGGAGGUAGAAUAUGAGACCUUCCCAGGCUGGAAGAGUGAUACGUCUGCAGCCAGGAAGUGGAAUGAUCUCCCCCAGAAGGCUCAGAACUACAUCCGCUUUGUUGAGAACCACAUUGGAGUACCCAGUAAGUUACAUAUAGGAUACAGGUAGUUCCUGCUGACAGCAGGCUCAUCUUCAGUAGGGCACAAACUGAAAAGAAAAAUAAGCCUUCUUAUUGAACAAGUAGGCAUAUAGGUCAUAGUAAUAUCUUCUCCAUUUCACCACAUUUCAAAAUAUUUUCUUCAGUGGAAUGCCUACUUAACGUGACCCAGUUUUACCAGCUACAACCAUACCAUAGUCCAGCAUACUGACCCCUAAAUGGGAAACUGAAGAGCCAACUUUGGUCCAGGGACAUGGCUUCAAUGUGCCAGUAGGGGGCACUAUUGGCUAUUUUAUAACUAGUACCCAAUUCUGCAAGUCUAGUGCAAACGUUUUUGGGGGAUUUGUGAGUGUUUUUUGACAUGUCCUUUGUCAUUUCUCUCUACAGUUAAGUGGGUCGGCAUCGGAAAGUCCAGAGAGUGCAUGAUCCAGAUGUUCUAGAGACUUUAUCUCUUCUCUCCCUAAGAUGGAUACAUAUUGAUGGACGAGAUGUGGCUUGAUGUGACAUAUUUUUGCAAACCUCAAACGAUCUAAUAUUCUGUAAAACCUGUUGCCAACAGAUAUGUGUAGCCUUGAAACAAUGUUGACUGGAAAUGUUGGUAACUUUACAUCUAUCUAUGCAGUGCUUGUCAUCAGUAAAUUGCCUUGUAAUGAUGUCUGCCAGAAAGUCCUAUGACUGACCCAGCUGUAAAUAUUACCUUGUGCCACACAACAACCCUGAAAGAAAAAAACAUAUCCAAUAACUUUUCCUCAUGAGUAAUGUUACCUGCCUUAUGUUUUCGGUCUUCUUUAGGGAUGGAUAGAAAUGUACAUAAUGGGUACCUAGAGGAAAAUGGGGGAGGGUCAUGCUUUUUCAAUUUCAGUCAAGGGGAGGGCUUAGUAUUUUUAAAAUCUAGUCUAGGGAAGGGUCAUGUAAUUUGUAAUUGAUGAAAUUUCAAUAUUUCUCAGUGUUUUAGAAUGAGUU